This is a messenger RNA of Rhodofomes roseus, 1931 nucleotides long. RefSeq lists its product as uncharacterized. The transcript is spliced from 3 exons. NCBI's taxonomy places the organism in Eukaryota, Fungi, Basidiomycota, Agaricomycetes, Polyporales, Fomitopsidaceae. The coding region runs from base 378 to 1931 and encodes 517 amino acids. The record is from RefSeq and is a predicted model, not a curated record.
AGCGUGGAUUCAAGUGUGCGACCAAGUCCGCGGCUUUCAGGCGGUCAGGAUGCAGGAGAGGAAGCGUAUCGCGGAGAGCAGUGGUCGGUGAGAGUUGCAGCUCUUCGAUCCAUAGUGGGCUUGGCGUCCCAGCAUGGACCGUACCAAUCUGAACGAUAUACACCUCCUGUUGUCACAAUGUCACCAGUCCUAGAGAAAGUGUGUAUGUGUAUAUGCAGUUCGCCUUGCCUGACGGUGCCGUUCAUAGUGUGCAUUGCAACACAUUGAUUUGAAUCGACGCGCGGACCGCGGCACGGCGGGCCCUUUGAGUCUCAUCGAUAUCGAUUGUAUCACAAAAGCAAUGAAUCCCAGUCGAUGAGCUUUUUAGCUUGUCCACCAUGGCCGCAUCUCGAGCUUUGCAGAACCCCGACAUCUUAUACGAAACAUUGAACCACUGUUCACUGCACCAUAGCAGCACCAUCGCACAAUGCGCUCGUGUCAACAGGGUCUUCUGGGAUCACGCCGUGCCCAUCCUGUGGCGAGAGAUGCACAGCAUCCUGCCGUUGCUCAAGGUUAUGCCAACCCUCCGGAUGUUGUAUGCGGAAGAUGUCCACAGUGGGCCCAUGUUUCGCAUUACGCGUCUUCAGCCUCACCUUGGCGAACCGCAGCCGGAGGAUCUUCGUCGCUUCCAGCAAUACGCGGAGAGCAUACGAAUCUUCUACGCGAGCUGGUAUGAACUGAAAACAUGUUCAUGCGUCCUACAAUCUCUGUCACGAAUGUUCGGAAAGCAGACUCUGCUUCCUCGACUGCAAUCACUGGAAACCUUUAUCUUCGACGAUGCCAUUACCGGAGACGACGUCCCAGAUUCCCACAAAAACGUUGUCGACGCCGUACUCAAGCAAGUGGCUGCUACAGCAGAAAACCUACGAGAACUGUCCCUAAAAUCUUGGCGAACGCCAUGCACCCUCCUGCCCUUUGCCGCAUGCUGUGAGCUGCGCAAGGUGGAGAUUUCAGUGCAGAGGUUCACAGGGCAGAGCACGCACACGCACAACCUAUCCGCGCUGAGCUCGUUGUCAAAUCUCACCGAUCUCACUAUCCGCCCCAUCUCCCAACUUGACCCCAAUGGGCUCCAGGCGCUUCGGGGUCUCCACGCCAUCGAGGCCCUCACCUUGGAAGGACUUGCACCAGAGUUGGCAGACAUCAUCACAACCGUCAGCCAGUCGAACUGCACUAUACGUACGCUGUAUAUCGGCGCCUAUCGCAUAGGUCUUACGGCCGAGGACAUGGCACAGCUGACGGAGGCCAUCCGCUCUUGCUUCCGUGCAUCACUGGAAAACGUCACGGUCAGGGCAUACCGCUCUAACCUCGGCGACGCUGUAUCUCGCCAAGAUCUUGUGCGACCACUCCUCGACAUCGACAACCUCCGCGUCGUCACAUUGGAGAACUUGUCCGCCGCUUGGGCCAAUGAAGAUCUGCGUGCGAUGGCCUCGGCGUGGCCACGGCUUGUCUCGUUGAGCAUCCAUUGGAGAAGAUCCGACAAGGUCAAUAUGAGCCUAGAAUGUCUUCCUGGCAUCGCUCGUGCCUGUCCAUGCCUGCGAUCACUACAUGUUCAAAGCAUGAAGUGGACGUGGCAGGCGAGCCUCGACAGCUACCCUAUUCUGUCCCACCGUCUCGAGUCCUUCGCGGUGUUUGAAGAUGAAGACGAAGAUGAAGACGAAGAUGAAGACGAAGACGAAGACGAUACGGAAAUUCGCCCCACGCCUGUAGCAGAAACAGCGCUUUUCCUCGAUCGUCUGUUCCCCUAUCUGGACGUGAAGACAGCUCCGCGGAACGCAGAGGGAUCUUGGACUGGGCAGUGGAGUUCGCAAUGUCGCAAGGUCUUCGAACACAUCAGCAUCCUUCAGAUAGCCAGGAAGCAGGAGAGGUACCGUUUGGCGGAGAGUCACGCGUGA